AUUAGAUCAAAUCAAAUUACCAAGAGCGAAGAGAUAAAAAUCUGAAGAAAGAAAAAGAAGAGCCAAAACGGAGACAGAGAAUAUUCCAUUCCAUAAAAUUUUGAGAUUGUGAAUCAGCGUCACGUUGUGGGUUCUGAUGCCGUACCUUGUCCGAGAGAAUCUAUUUAUCGGCAACAUUAGUGAUUCGGCAGAGGUUCUCCAAAAUGGAAGUAGUGAGAUUACACAUAUUUUAUCAAUUUUGAGCUCCCCGUCAAUAUCAUUUUUUUCCGAAUGGCGUAGUGGCCUUACCAUUCCUGCCAAGGAAAUUAAGAAGGUUUAUGUGGGUGAAUCUGAAGAGACAGCUUCUGACGUAGAAUUGGGUGCUGCGUCGAAGAGUUCUUUGUUGCCAAAUAAGCUUUUGUACUCACUGGAGCAUGCCGGCAAGGAUUUGAAGCUAGUGAGGAUGGCCGUGCCUAUUAGAGAUAUGGAAAGUGAAAAUUUGCUGGAUUAUUUGGACAUUUGUUUGGAUUUCAUUGAUCAGAGUAGAAAAGAAGGUUCUGUAUUGGUGCAUUGCUUCGCUGGUGUGUCGAGAAGUGCAGCAAUUAUUACAGCGUAUUUGAUGAGAACUGAACAACUAUCUCAAGAAGAUGCUAUUGAAUCUCUAAAGCAAAGCUGUGAAUUUGUUUGCCCCAAUGAUGGCUUUCUUGAUCAGUUGAAAAUGUUUGAGGAAAUGGGCUUCAAGGUCAAUCAUGAGAGUUCCAUUUACAAGCGCUUUCGUCUGAAAGUAUUGGGUGAUUCAUAUAACCGGGGGGAGAAGAUAGACAGUUCUAAAUUUGGAGCUGAUCCUGGCAUGGCUACUGGUGUUUCCUCAGACGCAUCUUCAAAUGGUGAAAGUAAGCUUACAACUGCAUACCGCUGUAAGAAAUGCCGAAGACUUGUUGCAUUGCAGGAGAAUGUGGUAGAUCAUGUUCCAGGAGAAGGCGAAACAUCAUUUACAUGGAACAAGCGAAAAAGUGGCAAUCCCUUCAAUAAGUCUGAUGAGCCAGAAUGCUCAUCUAUUUUUCUCGAGCCUCUGCGGUGGAUGACAGCAGUUGAAGAAGGUGCAUUAGAGGGAAAGCUGUCAUGUGCUCAUUGUGAAGCUCGCUUGGGAUACUUCAACUGGUCGGGUAUCCAGUGCAGCUGCGGAAGUUGGAUUACGCCUGCCUUUCAGCUUCAUAAGAGCCGAGUGGACAUCAGCAGUGUCUAAUAUUUGUCAGAUUGCUUUACUUGUCAUUGCAUAAAGACACCCCAGAAUCUUAAUAAAAAACUUGAGAUGACAAAGAAUAUUGUGUUAAUCUGGGGUAAAUCUGUCGAACGCGGAGGAUCUGGGGAGCCGGAGAAUAUGAAGUUGAGGUCAUGGUUGGUCUGUAUUUAUAGAAUAUAAUUUGAUAUCAUUUUAAGCAGUGUUUUGCUUGAAGAGAGAAAAUAUUAAGCUUGGCUUAUAUUUAUGAGAAAAUUAGAAAAAAUACUCUCUUUUUAUAAAUAUUUACAGAUUAUACCUCAGUGAUUAAAAGAUACUGAAAUUACUCUCUAUUUUAUGGACAUAUCUGUCUUUACCUA
Molecule: messenger RNA, 1578 nt
Organism: Mercurialis annua (annual mercury)
Lineage: Eukaryota; Viridiplantae; Streptophyta; Magnoliopsida; Malpighiales; Euphorbiaceae
Exons: 7
Coding region: 137-1225 (362 amino acids)
Biological process (GO): protein dephosphorylation
Molecular function (GO): protein tyrosine/serine/threonine phosphatase activity
Source: RefSeq, a predicted model, not a curated record